Pseudogymnoascus destructans is the source of this 471-nucleotide messenger RNA. RefSeq lists its product as uncharacterized. Lineage: Eukaryota; Fungi; Ascomycota; Leotiomycetes; Thelebolales; Thelebolaceae. The record is from RefSeq and is a predicted model, not a curated record. Bases 1 to 471 code for a protein of 156 amino acids. The transcript has a single exon.
AUGGACGGCUUUGGCGCCUCUUCUUCUGCCUCAAAGGCCGUCGAGGACGAAAACGAGGGGCCAGAAUAUGCGUCAAAUACUGGCAAGCCUCCCUCCAAACAAAAAGGCCGCCGCAACAUCAUGCUCGAGAAGUUUAGAGCUGACGUCGAACCAUCUCUCGCUUCAUAUACACAUAUGCAAAAGCCAUUCUUCUUCUAUGGCUUUCGACUCCCGGAGCCACCAGUCCUCGAACCAGCUAGUGUGCAGGGCUACAAAAUCAUGCUCUGGGGGCAGUAUCCUGCUCUCGUUAACGGCCCUAUUGACAAUCACGUUGAUGGCAUGUCACUGGCGCAACGGAGUUGGUGGAGGGCACGUGGUCAUUGGACGAGUGGAAGAAGGAGAUCGAGGAGGAAAUGGCAUCGCACUUUCGGCUCUGGAGGACUGAGCAGGAAGGAGGAAUUAUGGCGUAUAGCGUCGAACCUGGUAGAGUGA